Molecule: messenger RNA, 1617 nt
Organism: Branchiostoma floridae (Florida lancelet)
Lineage: Eukaryota; Metazoa; Chordata; Leptocardii; Amphioxiformes; Branchiostomatidae
Exons: 10
Coding region: 91-1605 (504 amino acids)
Biological process (GO): actin cytoskeleton organization
Cellular component (GO): plasma membrane
Source: RefSeq, a predicted model, not a curated record
AACCUAUCCAGUCAUCGCAUACACAGCUAACAACCACGGCCUUUCUAGCUCGUUUGUCUCUCCAAAGAUUUCGUCUAAACUGGCGCAGAAAUGGGUACAGAAGACCCGGAACCCGAGCUGAAAUUUGAGGGAUUCCUCACCAAGCAAGCCAAAAUGAAACUGAAGGCACCAAAGAAGUACUGGUUUGUUCUGAAGAACAACACACUCAACUACUUCAAGACUUCUUCAGACUUAUCGGACGAAAAUCUCCAUGGCUCUGUGGAUUUUACCCAGGUUCAGUCAGUGAGGAAGCUGGCCAACCACGCUGACGGUCUGACGUUCCAGAUCACCUUAAAGGGAGGAAAGAUCCACACACUGAUUGGAGAGAGCUCAGACCAGGUGACAGACUGGGUGAAGAUGUUACACAAAGCCAUGCAGCUCAAACCUGGGCAUGCAAGGGCAUCCGUCACAUGGCAUGACCUACCCAACAUGACCCCCGAGCAGGUCCGCAAGUCUCUGUCCAUCGAGAGGUCCAGUUCCACUGACUCCACCUCCCCCCUCCCCUCUGUGUCAAGCAUGUCAUCCAGAGCGACUUCCCUGGCCAGUAACCUGAGCAUGGACAGCGAGGGCAGCAGCCUGUACAUGGAGGUCGGCGACCUCGCGGCGCGGGCCAGCGGGACCUCCCAGAUCUCCUCCACCAGCAGCAGCUCCAUGGAGAUGGAGGACGGCGUCUACGAAAAGAUCGGGGCUUCCAAGGACUCUGCCUCCUCCCUCUCCAGCCCCUCUCCAACCUCCUCAGCCUCUCCCCCGCCCCUCCCCUCCUGCCCCCCUCCCCUGUCACCAGCCAAGUCUGCACAAGGUACACCUCCAACCUCACCUGCACGGUUACAUACUUCCAAGAAAGCCCCUCCAGUCAAGCCAGCUAGACCACCACCUCCACCCCCAAGAGCUGCUGAGACAGCUCUGACAACAGAGGAUGCUGACACGUGCACAGAAAGCGCUGACACAUACAGCUCCAUAGACGAGGGAGGCCAGAACGGGGAAAAGACGACGGAAAAUGAAGAAGAAGAAUCCCCAGAUUAUGACGACAUCCCUGUCGAGGAAGACACCUACACAACCAUCUGCGAAAGCCAAGCCGAGGAAGAAUACGCAGAGGUGGGCUCUCCAGGGAAACAUACGGCUGUUGAACAAGAGGCGGACGAAGGAAUGGUGGACAAUAUCUAUUACGAGGGAGCGAGCAACGCCAAGGAAAAUGGCAUGGAGAAGGUCAUCGAUGACAUCUUCAACGGCAUCAGCUUCAACCGUGCUUCGGAACUGUACGCCGUCAACAGUGGGCAAUCCGAGGACGAAGCGAAAGACUUGUACGCUCGGGUGAACAAGCCGAGAAGAUCGUGGUCGAACGAUGUCAUUGCCCCUCCCCUUCCACACGCCUCCAUCGAAGGAAAAACGUUUGCGUUUGAUGAGAUUAGGGACAUGCUGGGUGACAUGUGGAUCGGAGAGGACACAAUCGAGGAUCUGACGCCCGAUUGGAUGGACGACGGGCCUUCUGCCAUGGACCAGCUCAAGCAGUUUGUGGAGAAUCUACCAGGCGAUCAACCAAAAGAGACUGUAGAGAAUGGUGACUGAGGCCAAAUUCUC